AUGGCGGCGCCGAGCUGGAUCCGGCUCCGGCAGCCGCGUGCAACCCUCCUCAUCCUGCUGCUCCUCGCCCUCACCAUCUCCCUCUCCUUUGCCGCCAACUUCGAGGGCUUUGACUACAACGAUCUUCCCUCCGCGGCCGGUGGCCUCGAUGCUAACGAUGACGAGGAGGGGCUCGACGGCGUUGACCUCCCGCCCCCUCCGCUCAUCUCCCUCUCCACCUCCGCGCCUUCACCUCCCGUCAUGACGACAUCUGCGGCGAACCCCUAA
Molecule: messenger RNA, 267 nt
Organism: Miscanthus lutarioriparius
Lineage: Eukaryota; Viridiplantae; Streptophyta; Magnoliopsida; Poales; Poaceae
Source: the annotation of a GenBank genome assembly